GCUCACAAAUGUUGUUCAAUGGCAACCGUUCAACAGUUGUAUUCGUCGUCAAACUCUCCACUACCUUCAGAAGCGAAACUAAGCAGCAAUCUUCAACACCCUUCGUCUUCUCCUCCUCCUCUAGAACCACCACCACCAUCACCCAUCUUUCGUCAGAGUUCCCACUAUCAAUGCUUAACUUAUCGCAACACUCAUCAGACAAAACACUCGAGAACCAUCCAUAUGGCGACACAGGUACCCCAUCUUUGGAUAAGCAUAACAAUCUAAAACCCUGACUGUGCAACACUUUGAAGAUUGUUCAUUAUGUUUGUUAUGAAACUCUCCACUUCAUCCAGAACCGAAAGUGAGUGACAAUCCUUAAUGCUCUCAUUUUUACCUUCUUCUUCUCCUCUAUCAUCUCUCGUCCUAGAACUUUCCACAUCGCUUCUUUUCACCCCUCGCGAGCUAGGAAUCCACAAAUGACGCAUGUGUAGAAAAGAUCCAACAAAGCCUCUUCUAUAAUUUUAAGUAGCUUCUUUUAUCAAACAAUCAAUCAUCAAUCAUAAUUGUUCAUUAAAAAAAAAACUAACAGUUAUGAAAAGUGAAAGAGGUAAGACAUGAAAUAAAAGUAUGUUUAAUUUUUCAAUAGAGUAUUUGCAUAGUUUUCUUUUCGAGUAAAUAAAAAAAAGGUCAAAAUUAACAUAAAACAAAAAUAAAUAAAAAACUGGACAAACGCAAAUAGACACUGAGACCAAAAUCCAAGAAACAAGGAAAAGGAAGAAGAAAAAACACAGAGUAGUGAUCGGAGGAAAAGGAUCCCUUGAACGGUUUUCCAUUUUGAUUUGCAACAAUGUGGAGCUCGAGCACGAGUACCUGUACGACGAUAAUGAUAUGUGUCGGAGCCAUGGCUCUGGCAUUUCUCUCAACAACAGCUUCAGCAGACGAUGUUGUUGCACUCACAGAGGACACAUUCGGGAAAGAGGUUGGUCAGGAUCGUGGCGCUCUCAUCGAGUUUUACGCUCCCUGGUGUGGACAUUGUAAAAAGCUUGCACCUGAAUAUGAAAAACUUGCAACUAGUUUUAGAAAAACCAAGUCCGUUUUGAUUGCCAAGGUGGACUGUGAUGAACACAAAAGCGUUUGCAAUAAAUAUGGGGUUUCUGGGUACCCCACAAUUCAAUGGUUUCCUCAGGGAUCUCUAGAGCCAAAGAAGUACGAGGGGGCACGAACUGCAGAAGCCCUUACUGCUUUUGUGAACAUUGAAGGAGGUACCAAUGUCAAGUUUGCUUCUGUUCCAUCUAGUGUGGUAGUUCUCUCCUUAUUUAACUUUGAUAAGGUUGUCUUGGAUGAAACAAAAGAUGUUUUAGUGGAGUUCUAUGCACCGUGGUGUGGUCAUUGUCAGGCCCUUGCCCCUACUUAUGAAAAGGUUGCUGCAGCAUUUAAAUUGGAGGAGGAUGUAGUUAUAGCUAAUGUUGAUACUGAUACUUACAAGGAUUUGGCCGAGAAAUAUGCUGUUAGUGGCUAUCCCACACUGAAGUUUUUCCCAAAAAGCAAUAAAGCAGGUGAAGAUUAUGGCGGUGGUCGUGAGUUGGAUGAUUUUGUAAAUUUCAUCAACGAGAAAUGUGGCACCAAUCGUGAUGGGAAGGGGCAACUUACUGCUAAAGCUGGUAUAAUACCAUCUCUGGAUGACUUGGUGAAGGAGUUUGUAAGUGCUGAUGAUAAUGAGAAGAAGGCAGUGUUUUCCCAGCUUGAGGAGGAAGUUAAGAAGCUUAAGGGUUCUGCUGCAAGAUAUGGAAACCUAUACUUAAAACUUGCUAAGAACAGUAUGGAAAAGGGUGCAGACUAUGCAAAGAAUGAGAUUCAACGUCUUGAGCGCUUACUUGAGAAGUCAAUCAACCCAGUAAAGGCUGAUGAAUUCACUCUCAAGAAGAACAUCUUAUCUACCUUUACUUGAUAUUAUGCUGAUGGAGGAGUCAUUGCAUUCAGUUCUGGGGGAUGACAUGUUUUGUAACUCCUAAAUUUGUAGGAGUUACAACCCUGUCUUUUCCGCAUAAUUUUUGCACUGGUCAUGUAUUAUAUCUUAAUUAAAGCAGAAAAUAUAUUUUUGUAUAAGAAAAUUAUAUACGUAUAAGGAAUUUAGAAUGACUUCAGGUUCAUGAUUGAAAUGGAGAUUAUUGUAGCUUUUUCCUUGUGUUACCUCAUCUU
Lotus japonicus is the source of this 2181-nucleotide messenger RNA. RefSeq names its product probable protein disulfide-isomerase A6. The transcript has 11 exons. NCBI's taxonomy places the organism in Eukaryota, Viridiplantae, Streptophyta, Magnoliopsida, Fabales, Fabaceae. The record is from RefSeq and is a predicted model, not a curated record. Gene Ontology annotation, molecular function: protein disulfide isomerase activity. Gene Ontology annotation, biological process: protein folding. The coding region runs from base 830 to 1930 and encodes 366 amino acids. Gene Ontology annotation, cellular component: endoplasmic reticulum.